CGUGCGAGAGAUGUAAUAUGGCGGAGAACACCGCCUCAGCGGCUCCGAGCCCGCGAGGGCUUGCGGAUGGGGAGGAUGCGGGUUCCCUGGAGGAGCGGAUGGCGGAAACGGCGAGAGAUGAUCAGGAGCAGUUUGAGUGCCAGGAACUGCUCGAGUGCCAGAUGCAGUUGGGGGCCCCUGAGGAGGAGGAGGACGCGGGCCUGGUGGCUGAGGCCGAGGCGGUAGCUGCCGGCUGGAUGCUCGAUUUCCUCUGCCUGUCUCUUUGCCGGGCCUUCCGUGACGGCCGCUCGGACGACUUCCACCGCACCCGCGACAGCGCCGAGGCUAUUAUUCAUGGAUUGUCCAGUCUAACAGCUUAUCAACUGAGAACUAUAUACAUAUGUCAAUUUUUGACAAGAAUUGCAGCUGGAAAAACGCUUGAUGCACAGUUUGAAAGUGAUGAACGAAUUACACCCUUGGAAUCAGCCCUGAUGAUUUGGGUGUCAAUGGAAAAGGAACAUGACAAGCUUCAUGAAGAAAUACAGAAUUUAAUUAAAAUUCAGGCUAUAGCUGUUUGCAUGGAAAAUGGAAAUUUUAAGGAAGCAGAAGAAGUCUUUGAAAGAAUAUUUGGUGACCCAGAUUCUUAUACGCCUUUAAAAAGGAAAUUGCUUAUGAUAAUCUCUCAGAAAGAUACAUUCCAUUCCUUUUUUCAACACUUCAGCUACAACCACAUGAUGGAGAAAAUUAAGAGUUAUGUGAAUUAUGUGCUAAAUGAAAAAUCGUCAACCUUUCUAAUGAAGGCAGCAGCAAAAGUAGUGGAAAGUAAAAGAGCAAGAACAACAGCUUCUCAAGAUAAACCUAAUAGUAAUGAUAUUGAAUUGGAAACUGAAGCUAAUUUGGAUAUAGGAGAAAGUGUUAGUGACAAACAGUCUGCGGUAACUGAAUCCUCAGGGGAUACAGUAUCCUUAUUGAGGUCUCACAAAAAUCUCUUCUUAUCUAAGUUGAAACAUGGAAACCGACAACAAGAUGUUGAUAAGAAAGAGGAAAGAGUGGAAACUCUUCAAAGUGGAAGAAAGAAAAAAGAGAACAGUAGGCAAGCCACUGAAAGCGAGAGAAUACGUGUUUUAAACAGUCAGCGUCUAACUCCUGGAAAACAUCGACCUAGAAAAAAACAGGCAUGGCUUUGGGAAGAAGACAAGAAUCUGAGAUCUGGCGUGAAGAAAUACGGAGAGGGGAAUUGGUCUAAAAUACUAUCACAUUAUAAAUUCAACAACCGAACAAGUGUCAUGUUGAAAGACAGAUGGAGGACUAUGAAGAAGCUGAAGCUGAUAUCCUCAGACAAUGAAGACUGAGUGUGUUUGCGGAGCCCGAUAAGACGGCAGUGUUUUAAACAUUUUGAUUCCUGCAUUUUGCAUGAAACUUGGUGGUCAUUAAUGUAGCUUAAAAUUUUGUUUAAAGCAUUACAGUAUUUUUCUGCGGCACAGUCAUUUAAUAUGAGGAUUUGUGCUGUAAGAGCAAGAUUAUAUACCAUCAUUGUAUUCUUUAAGAAUCUUUUCACUCUGAUAAAAAAAUAAAUUUUUUGAACCCUAGUGCUUUCAAAACUCCUACCUCCAAACCCUGUUCCAAUAAAAAGGUGAAAGCCUGGUAAGAGAAAAAAUAUAUUGCUGUUAACCUAUUCUGUGUCUGUGGGCUGA
This is a messenger RNA of Lipotes vexillifer (Yangtze River dolphin), 1673 nucleotides long. It is a transcript of the gene TERF1, whose product is annotated as telomeric repeat binding factor 1. Gene Ontology annotation, biological process: negative regulation of telomeric D-loop disassembly; negative regulation of DNA replication; telomere maintenance via telomerase. The record is from RefSeq and is a predicted model, not a curated record. Bases 18 to 1331 code for a protein of 437 amino acids. The transcript has 10 exons. NCBI's taxonomy places the organism in Eukaryota, Metazoa, Chordata, Mammalia, Artiodactyla, Lipotidae. Gene Ontology annotation, cellular component: nucleus; nuclear telomere cap complex; chromosome, telomeric region. Gene Ontology annotation, molecular function: double-stranded telomeric DNA binding; protein homodimerization activity; telomerase activity.